CAGCUCGGGGCGUGCGCGGCGGCCUGUGUCUGCGCGUGCGCGGCUGGCCUGUGUCUGCGCGUGCUCGUGUCCCGUUGUCGCGCCGGGUGCCUCGGGUUUCUGUUGUUCGCGGGAGUCCUGCCGGAAGUGUGGCAGAAAGGGCAAUGUGGAGUCUCAGGGUGGCUUGUCGCAACGCUGCGUGGUGCUUAGGGGGCAGGCGAAGCGUUUCCCCUGCCUUUCCUCUUUUCUCUAACCUGGGCCAGGCAGUCGGAUGUAGGGCGCCGAGGGGCGGUUGCUGCACAUGCGGCCCGGCCUCGUGAGACAACAAAUAUGUCAUCUGAAAUGCUGCCAGCAUCCAUUGAGCCUCCUAAUGUGGAAAAAAAGCUGGGUGCAAGUGACAGUGAAGAGGAGAGACAGAAGCCAAGAGUGGAUGCAGGGGCUGAGCCAAUGUCUAAACGGCAAUUGAAGAAGCUGUUGAAACAAAAACAAUGGGAAGAGCAACGGGAACAGCGCAAGGAAAAACGAAAAGAAAAACGCAAAAGAAAGAAAUUAGCACGACGUCAGCUGGAAUCCAACUCAGAUGGAAAUGACAGGAAACGUACUCGAAGAGAUGUUACCCGGAGCAGCCUCCGCCUGAUCAUCGACUGUAGCUUUGAUGACUUGAUGGUCUUAAAGGAUAUUAAGAAACUUCAUAAACAGAUUCAACGAUGUUAUGCAGAAAACCGCCGAGCACCUCAUCCAGUACAGUUUUACUUGACAAGCCAUGGAGGUCAACUGAAGAAGAACAUGGAUGAGAAUGACCAAGGAUGGGUCAACUGGAAGGAUAUUCACAUCAAAUCAGAGCACUACAGUGAGCUCAUAAAAAAAGAAGACCUGGUUUAUCUGACGUCGGACUCACCUAACGUGCUGAAGGACUUAGAUGAGUCCAAGGCCUAUGUGAUUGGCGGGCUAGUGGACCACAACCAUCACAAGGGAAUCACAUUUAAACAGGCAUCCAGUUAUGGAAUUGAACAUGCACAGCUCCCUCUUGCGGAUUUUGUGAAGAUGAAUAGUCGAAAAGUUCUGGCAGUUAACCACGUGUUUGAAAUUAUCCUGGAGUUCUUGGAAACAAGAGACUGGCAAGAGGCAUUUUUUACAAUCUUACCCCAGCGGAAAGGAGCUGUUCCUGCACACAAGGCCUGCGAAAGCUCUCCUCAGGACCACCAGUCCCUGCCAGGAGGAUGGGACAGUGCCAGCGAGGGAGAGCAUUGUAGGGAUGACCCUGACUCACCACAGAAAGAAGAGCAGGGCCAGCAAAGCAGCCCAGUGUCUGCAGUGAGCCCUGUCCCACAGUAACCUUCCCCUGCUCUCCUGUCGCUUAAAGAAACCACACAGUGCGGUGCUUCACAGGAUGCUCAAACUGCAAGAAAAUUUUCUCUACUCUAUGUUGUGGAAUGUUAAACCUCUUUAAGAGUUAAAUAAUAAUGAAAAAAACCUUUAAACACUAAGAAAGGAUUGUUUGGUUUUGUGUAAAAAGACUUAAAGGUAUGAUUUCAAAAUUGCUUUAAGCCUCAGUCAUGGAAUGUGUUGUAUACAGGCCUGCCUUGGUUGGUCAUUCACUGGAGCACAUCCUUCAGGACAUGCCUUCUGGCCCUUGGUUCUCUUAGGUUCCGGCCUGUAUCUUUUCAGUCUGAUGUCUGUUGGUGGAGCAGACAUUCAUAACUGUCCAGUGAGGCUCCUAGAAGGUUCAACCUGGGAAGCUAUGCCUUUUUUCUGUAGCUUCGGUGUUCAGUUUUCUCUAAGAAAUACAUUAGUUCUAGGAGGACUACCAGUUGUUUGCUGGGCUCAACAAUCCAUUCCUUCUGGACAGUGGAGUCCAUUCCUGUGCCUCCGUGUGACACCUUCUUAUGCUUCUGAAAUAGUCACAAGAAUAAGCUUAAAUCCUGAUUACAGGAUUUAACUUAUUCUUGGCAAUAACUUAUUCAAUUACACGAUUAAGUUUUGCUGGCGAGAUUAUUUUACAAGCUUAUUUUUGAAGGAUCAGUUUGCCUUUACCUCAGUUUAAAACAAAACAAAAAAGUUAUCCUUCCAUAUAUAACAUAUAUUUCCAUAAUGUCAGCUUUUAAUGUGAAUAUUAUACAUCUGCCUCCUACUGUAAUAGUCCAACUAAUAUAAAUAUGUUUCUGUAAAUAACAUAUGCAUGUAGGAAAAUGUGCACGUAAUAGUGCUUACAUCUGUCCAUAUCACAUUUAGCUUUCAUGCCUUAAUCCACAAUAACAGGGCUGAUAGGUAUUGUCUGUGGAAUGGUUGUGUUGAAUUCACUAGUUUGAAUUCAUUAAAUGGGAAUUGAACAGUGGUUUGGAAACUGAUGGAGACAGAGCAGAGGGAUGCCUCUGCACAGUAUUUGCAUAGAAGUGCAUUCAGAUCACGUGCCCCUUACACACAUGCAGUAGAACUCUGGGGGCUCUCACUGGAUUGUGACAAAAUCAGUUCCUGGUCUUCUUUCUUUAUGAUAUGAUGUAUGUGCUGUUAGUGUCACACUUAGACGGAAGCUCAUGACAUUUGGUAUCGAUGUUCACCACUUAUUUUUGUUGCUUUAUUCUUGGUUACCUAUUGUACCUAUUGUAGACUUUGAAAGUCUAUAAAUGAAGUAUGUAAACAGUCAUAGUAUAGUUCUAAAUGAAUAAAGUUCAUGUUGUUACUGUACUUUUCUAAGAGUCAGGUUUUGUGAGGUGUCCCCCAUGUGCCUGUGUGUCUGGACACUUGGUGUCCAGCCAAUGGCACUGCUUUGGAGGUUGUGGGACCUUUCCAAUGGGAAGCUUCGCUGGCGGAAGCAUGUCAUUUAGGGUAGGCUUUUCAGGUCUACAGCCAGGCCUGUUUCUCGUGCUGUCUUUCUGCUAUGCAGGCAAAUGUGACCACACUUCCUGACAUCAGGCCAACAUGGUGAUCCUGCUGCUAGGCCUUCCCAGCCAUGAUGGACUGUAUACCUCCUAUAGAGCUCUAAACCAAAAUAAACUCUUCCUUCCUUCC
Molecule: messenger RNA, 2988 nt
Organism: Mastomys coucha (southern multimammate mouse)
Lineage: Eukaryota; Metazoa; Chordata; Mammalia; Rodentia; Muridae
Gene: Trmt10a
Product: tRNA methyltransferase 10A
Exons: 8
Coding region: 310-1314 (334 amino acids)
Biological process (GO): tRNA N1-guanine methylation
Cellular component (GO): nucleus; nucleoplasm; cytosol
Molecular function (GO): tRNA binding
Source: RefSeq, a predicted model, not a curated record